UAAACAAAGCGUACGCCAACGCGACAGACGUGUUUGUUCUGCGUAUUUGUAUUUUAAUUUAAUUUUUUCGUCAAAUUAACAUUACUACGCAUGUUCGCAAAUUUAGUAAAAGGAGCGCACAAUGAUAAAACACAUAAAAGAGAUGUAAUCUAGUUAUCCCUCGACAUCGCACAAAUGAACCGAAGAAACUUAUAUAAGGCACUUAGUACACAAAAACACAAGUUGCAUGCAACAUCAAUGAAAACGAACAUGCAAAAUCACUGAAACCCAAAAUAUAUAAACAAAGGCACGCAAAUAACUGCCUAUAUGCAAUUCUUGGCUAUUAUGCAAACAAUUGCUCAAGAUUAAGUACAUUAGAGCACAAGUGCCUUAAAAAUAUAGAACAAAAGGAUAACUAAUCAAAGCAAUUAGUAGUACGCCAACAAUAGCGUCAAGUGCAUUAGUUAAUAUUAUUAACUUUUAUUGAAAUCAACAUGGACACGGGCAGCGUUAUGGAUAUUUAUGCCAUUUAUUUAUUUCGACCCGGAAGUUCGCCCGUUGAUUGGUGCGAGGGCAAUUAUUUAAUAUCAUCGAAUAUUGCCGAGUUCGUUAACACGUUCAGCAAUUUUCUGUUUAUCCUGUUGCCGCCCGUGCUGAUAAUGUUGUUUAAGGAAUACGGAAGAUUUGUGACGCCCGGAAUACAUUUGCUGUGGGUGCUGCUGAUUGUUGUGGGUCUCAGUUCCAUGUAUUUCCAUGCGACAUUGAGUCUAUUGGGCCAGCUGCUCGACGAACUGGCCAUACUCUGGGUGUUUAUAGCCGGCUUCUCGCUGUUCUAUCCCAAGCGUUACUAUCCAAAGUUCGUUAAGAACGAUCGCAAAGCCUUCAGCUGGCUCAUGCUGAUAUCGGCCAUUAUCGCAACGGCUUUGUGCUGGUGGAAGCCCAUUGUUAAUGCCUUUGUGCUGAUGCUCAUGGGCGUGCCGACCAUGAUAAUGCUCUACACUGAGCUGCAGCGAGUUCGUGAUCAGCGCGUUUAUCGUCUGGGCCUGCGUGCCACCACAGUUUGGGGCGUGGCAGUUUUUUGUUGGAUCAACGAUCGGAUGUUUUGCGAGGCCUGGUCUGCAAUCAACUUUCCAUAUCUGCACGGCUUUUGGCAUAUACUCAUAUUCAUAGCUGCAUACACGGUGCUGGUGCUGUUCGCAUAUUUCUAUGUGGAAUCGGAGCUGCCGCAGCGGCAGCCGCUGCUCAAGUAUUGGCCAAAGAAUGAGUUUGAGUUCGGCAUACCGUUCAUAUCGAUUAGAAAUCCAGAUUCGAAAGAUUGGCACAUCUACUGCAGCUUAUACGUGCAGGAUUACGACAACGGGCUAAAGGCUCUGCGCUGAAAGUCUUAAUACUACUUAGAUUACUCUAAAAUGAGCCAUACAAAACGAAAAGGGAAGUUUACAAAAUUGGUUUUUGCCAACAUCUGUUUGUACGUUAUGAAAAUUCGCAUACUGAACAUGUUAAUUCUGUCUAAAUUAAAGAAAGUCAAAAAGUUGAAGAGAUAUUGCUUAGUUUAUAAAGUCUUUGAAUAAGCUUAAACUAAAUUAGUCAAAUGUAUGCUCACAGUUCUGAGUUUGGUCAAGAUAUCUUGAAAAUGGCAACAAUUUAAAAAAAAAAAAAAAAAACAUGCAUUAGUUCCUAAGGCAGCUAUAUAAUACAGAGAUUCAAUCCGACUCCAUCUGCCACAAAAAUACGAAAACAUUUCAAGCUUCAUUUAGAUAUUUUUAUGUCUAACAACAGAUAAUGUAUAAAGACAGGCAGACUUGGCUACAUAUAUAAAAUAAUCAUUUUCAAGCUUUUAUUUUGUUUGUUAAUAAAUUGAAAAAAUACGGUUUAGAAGAAUCCUGAACAAUCUGCUGCAACAGAGAACUAAGCAAUAUCUUGGUGAAUCGUUGUAAACUGGUCUAGUAAAUUGUAUGGAGCGUUUAGCAUAGACAACGUGAUAUAAAUUAGUGGUAAAACUGAUGCCUAAGCAAUUUAAAUUAUAUAUAUCCAAACUACAAAUACUUAUGAUAUAAAUUAUACAAACUUGAACAACUAUUAUUAGCUUACCUGAUCAGCAACAAAAAAAAAAUAUAUAUAUAUAUAUAUAUAUAUACAUGAAAAAGUUUUCAAUUUAGCUGUCAUUUAGAGUUGGCUUAAUGCUAACUGAAGAGAACCUAAUAUAAAAUAUAUAAAAAUGACAUGUACUGAG
Drosophila novamexicana is the source of this 2212-nucleotide messenger RNA. It is a transcript of the gene bwa, whose product is annotated as alkaline ceramidase. The coding region runs from base 474 to 1358 and encodes 294 amino acids. The transcript has 5 exons. Gene Ontology annotation, cellular component: membrane. The record is from RefSeq and is a predicted model, not a curated record. Gene Ontology annotation, biological process: ceramide metabolic process. NCBI's taxonomy places the organism in Eukaryota, Metazoa, Arthropoda, Insecta, Diptera, Drosophilidae. Gene Ontology annotation, molecular function: hydrolase activity, acting on carbon-nitrogen (but not peptide) bonds, in linear amides.